Psammomys obesus (fat sand rat) is the source of this 2621-nucleotide messenger RNA. RefSeq names its product MINDY lysine 48 deubiquitinase 4 (gene Mindy4). Gene Ontology annotation, molecular function: K48-linked deubiquitinase activity; cysteine-type deubiquitinase activity. The transcript has 18 exons. The record is from RefSeq and is a predicted model, not a curated record. Lineage: Eukaryota; Metazoa; Chordata; Mammalia; Rodentia; Muridae. Gene Ontology annotation, biological process: protein K48-linked deubiquitination. Bases 53 to 2323 code for a protein of 756 amino acids.
CCAGGCCUGGGGCUGCAGGCGGCCGCGUGGCCUCGUGGGUAGCGCUAGCAGCAUGGACAGCCUGUACGUGGAGGAGGUGGCCGCCUCCCUGGUCAGGGAGUUUCUUAGCAGAAAGGGCUUGAAGAAGACGUUUGUGACCAUGGACCAGGAGCGCCCCCGCUGUGAUCUCAGCAUCAACAGCAGAAACGAUCUCCGUAAGGUUCUACAUCUGGAGUUUCUCUACAGGGAAAACAAGGCAAAGGAAAAGCCUCUAAAAACAAACCUUGAGCUCAUCACCAGAUACUUUCUGGAUCAUACAGGAAAUACAGACAACAAUGUAAGUCAAGAAACCCCAAUUCCUGCACUUCAUGUUCCAAAGAAAAACAACAGAUUGCCUGUGAGAUGCUCAGAGGCCACACUGGUGGAUAUAUACGACCUUUCAGAUGAAGACAUGGGAAGACGCACGUCAUGGUCAGAAGCAAGCAAAGCCAGGCACGACAAUCUCGAUGGUGACAUGCUUGGUAAUUUUGUAUCCUCCAAAAAGACCCCACACAGAUGUAAGCCCGCACACAUAGUCCUGGGUGACAGCUUGCCUUUGGUUCCUGCAUGGGAAAAGGUGGACCAGCUUCACUCAUCAGAGCCUUGCAUAGAUGUGAAGAGGCCAGUGGAGAGGACUAGGCCAAAGUCUGGCCUGAUCGUCCGAGGCAUGAUGGCUGGGCCUGUCGCCAGCUCCCCACAGGAUUCUUUCCGCAAACGCUCUCUGAGACGGUCCUCAGCCUUGAGCAGGAAGCUCCAAGCCCCAGAGGAGAGCCAACAGCAGUCUGAGCCUGCUGUGCAUACUCCAGCCUGUCCAGGUCCACAGGAGGUCCCUGCUUCCAGCAGUGACUCUGUCUCCAGGAGCCCUCUGGGCCAGCUGAAUGAACUGUCUGCGGAGAAGCCAAAUGCCACUUCCAGCAGCCAAGGGCUGUCCCUGAGGGACAGGCCCAAGCUAAAAAGUGUUUCGGAGGAAGGCCCACUGGGAUGCAGCCACACAGAAACCAGCACAACACCUUUGAAGCUGUACAUGCCUGGUGGGAAUUCCAGGAUGACCCAGGAGCAGCUGGAAAGAACGUUCAAGUGCCAGGGUAGCCAGCCCCCAUCUCUCAGGAAAAACCAGUUGGUUUCAGACAAGGCAGGUGACAAGCCAGAGGCCCUGACGCUAGAGGAUGUUGACGAUGAAAUGAUAAAGGAAAACAUUGUCCUGUCCCCACCCCCAUCAAUGCUCAAGCUGCAAACUGUGUCAAAGCCAAUUGACCUCUCACUGGCGAAGGAGAUAAAGACCCUUCUGUUCGGCUCUACCUUUUGCUGCUUCAGUGAAGAAUGGAAACUUCAGAACUUUUCCUUUAAUGAUAUCGCCUCAUUAAAAUACGGCAUUGUGCAGAACAAGGGUGGUCCCUGUGGGGUUCUGGCAGCUGUUCAAGGAUGUGUGCUGCAGAAGCUCCUGUUUGAAGGAGAUAGGAAAGCCAACUCUAAUCUCCGGCUGUAUCCCUCAGAUGCCCAGAGGACCCACUGCCUUGCCCUGGCCAUUGCAGACAUCCUGUGGCGAGCUGGAGGCAGAGAGCAAGCCGUGGUUGCACUGGCUUCAGGAACACCGCACUUCAGUCCAACAGGGAAAUACAAAGCAGAUGGAGUCUUAGAAACACUCACACUGUAUAGCUGGACCUGCUGUGAGGACCUGGUGACUUUUCUCCAGCAGAGCAUUCAUCAGUUUGAAGUGGGACCCUACGGUUGCAUCCUGCUCACCUUGUCUGCCAUCCUGUCCAGGUCUCCGGAGCUUGUCCGCCAGGACUUUGAUGUCCCAACCAGCCAUCUCAUUGGAGCUCACGGAUACUGCACACAGGAACUUGUCAAUCUUCUCCUGACCGGGAAAGCUGUGUCCAAUGUUUUCAAUGAUGUCGUGGAGCUAGACUCAGGCGAUGGGAACAUUACACUGCUCCGAGGCAUUGAGGCACGCAGCAACAUCGGCUUCUUAUCUCUCUUUGAACACUACAAUGUUUGCCAGGUUGGCUGCUUCCUGAAGACCCCAAAGUUCCCCAUCUGGGUAGUCUGCAGUGAGAGCCACUUCAGCGUCCUCUUCAGCCUCCAGCUGGAGCUCUUGCGUGACUGGAGGACUGAGCGGCUCUUUGACCUGUAUUACUACGAUGGCUUGGCCAACCAGCAGGAGGAGAUCCGGCUGACUGUUGAUACCACCAAAACCACCUCAGAAGACAGCUGCACUGACCUUGUCCCUCCCCUUGAGCUCUGUAUCAGAACCAAGUGGAAGGGGGCAUCCGUGAACUGGAAUGGCUCAGACCCCAUUCUGUGACCCUUGGACAUCAAGUUCUAUAGCUUCAGCACUCAUCUUUGGAUGACCUCUGGCCACAGAGGCAUGUGGGCCUUCCAGCUUCUUCCAUGAAGGGCUAUGGUGGGGUCCUGUGUGCUGCUGAGGUUCCCUCCUGGCCCAGCUGUGACUGCCAAAGACAAGAAGGCCAUCAGGGACUCUGCUGCCUUUGUCUGCAUCCUUCCUGGAUUACCCCUCUUUCCAAGGCCUCUGGUGUGGCUGGCCUUGGGGACUUUGGAUCCUUGUUACUGCAGCUUCCAUAAAGCAAAAGUCAAGCCUAUGA